AUGGAAGGAGACUUUGAAAGCACUGAUAACACUUACAACCUCACUUGUCAUGAAGGGAGAGAUACUCCAGUCAAGAAGGCAUCCAAGUCAUUUAAGGAAGUGAAGUCUUCGGUUCGGCCGAGAAAAAGGAUGUACCAGUGUGACAAGUGUGAGGUUUCAGUGUCGUACUUGGAGUCCCUGAAGAUGCAUGAAGAAGUGUUCCAUGGGGUUGUGUACCAAGGUGAGAAGGCGGAUCAGUGUGAAGUGUGUGAAAUGAGGUUUCACACCCGCCAUCACUUAGACCUCCAUGUGAAAGUUAACCAUGAUAACGGUGUUGUGAAUAAUCAAGAAAAAUCUUACCGUUGUGAGAUGUGUAAAAGAUCCUUUGAGACUAUAGCUGGCUUAGAAGAACAUUUAAAUACACACAAAGGGCAAAUGUUUAUUUGUAGUAUUUGUGGACAGUAUUUCAGUCGCUCUUACUCUUUGAAACUACACAAAAAAUCUGUACAUUUGGGUCUGAAAAGUACGAAAAUAUCCGACAAAAUGCUUCCAAAACGAUACUUCUGUAAUUUCUGUGGUCACGGGUUCAAGAGAUCUCAAAAUCUUGAAGAUCACAUAGCCGUAAAGCAUGACAGGUCAUUGCUGAAGUAUUCAUGUGACCAGUGUCCAGAACGGUUUGUUCGUCCGCACAGCCUCGAAUACCAUGUUAACAGAGUGCAUAACAAAAAAAGGCCGUAUCAAUGUAAGAAUUGUAAGCGAGACUUCUUCUCAAAGGUUGCCAUGUCCAAACACGUAGUGAUGUGUACAAAAAAUGAAAGCGAGCAGUUUGCGUGUGAGGAAUGCGGACAGCUUUUCAAAACAUCUCAGAACUUAAACAUGCACAGAGAAGCUAUGCAUUCUAAGAAUCUUCUAACCUGUGAGUGUGGAACUGUUGUACGCUGGAGGUCUUCCAUGGCCAAGCACCGAAGAAAAUGUCGACUCAAUCCAGAAAACUCUGAUAUAAAUGCAAAGGCAGGAUUAAAACAAAAUCAAUCAAAAAAUAGCUUUGUGUUGAAUGAUGUCAAUGCUCAGUUAAGGGACACUGUUCUGCAUGAAUUCACAUUCAAAAGCAUGUCAAAUACAUCAAAUUUUAAUGAUACUUCUGGUGGAACAAGUUCAGAACUUGCUGUGUCUGAAACAGUUGUGGAAGAAUUACCGGCAGACAUUGUAGCUGAUGUAGGCCAUCUGGAGACCAUAGCUGUAAAACAAGCUGAUGGCUCAAAUGUGUUCUACAUGAUUCUGCAGAAGUAA
Molecule: messenger RNA, 1269 nt
Organism: Dreissena polymorpha
Lineage: Eukaryota; Metazoa; Mollusca; Bivalvia; Myida; Dreissenidae
Product: zinc finger protein 595-like
Exons: 1
Coding region: 1-1269 (422 amino acids)
Biological process (GO): regulation of transcription by RNA polymerase II
Cellular component (GO): nucleus
Molecular function (GO): DNA-binding transcription factor activity, RNA polymerase II-specific; RNA polymerase II transcription regulatory region sequence-specific DNA binding
Source: RefSeq, a predicted model, not a curated record